AUGGCUGCAUUGGCUGCAGGCGAUCUUAUGGCUUUUCUUUCAAGUGGGUCACUGGUUUGGAAACCAAUGCGAGCUCAUCUCCACUGUGCUAUUAUUACUAAUCCUUUAGAUAAUUCUUGUAGAUACGAGCAGCACAUCUCGGAAGAGGUUCGACAAUGCCUGAGACUGUCAUCCUUUGACUCGAUGCUUUGGUCAGACGAAGAGAUAUUGCUCCUCUUGCAAUUCAUGUUCACUGACCUUGGUCUUAUCGAAUCCAUUCCCCUUGACAUGACGGUCCUUCGCAACUUCCUCUUCCAAGUUUACAAGAAUUAUAACGAGGUUCCUUUCCACAACUUCAGGCACUGCUUUUGUGUCGCACAAAUGGUAAGUGUUUUUAAACAAUAA
Messenger RNA from Nezara viridula (southern green stink bug), 384 nucleotides. NCBI's taxonomy places the organism in Eukaryota, Metazoa, Arthropoda, Insecta, Hemiptera, Pentatomidae. The record is from the annotation of a GenBank genome assembly.